UGUGUUUAUACAUGGACGAGCACAAACUAAAUACAGAAUCACAAGAACUAACAGAGGACAAUGAGUAUCCUCAAGACAGCAACAAAAAUGAGUCUUCUGAUAGCGAACGCGAACAAGAGGAUGAAAUACUGCACUCUGACAUAAUCGGAGACAAGAACCUCUACAACCAUGGUGGGAAAGCAAAGCCAGGCUUCUGAGAUUACGUCGGAGAGAAGAAUAUCUCAUCAAACAUGAAGACCAGCAUCACUCACACACUAAACAAAGAAGAACAAAGUCGUGUAAGAAACAAAGAUAAGUCAGAUAAAGCAACAGUCGAUCAAGUCCUUGACCCUCGAACUCUCGGUAUUCUGAAGAAAUGGCUGAAGAAUAACACUCUCACUGAGAUCUUUGGAAGUGUUUCGACUGGGAAAGAAGCCAACGUCUACUACGCUUACAGGAAACCAAUGGAAUUACCUGAAAUCUCUGAGGCCGAGGAGCUAAAACCCAUAGCUCAUGCUGCGACAAAGAAGGAGAAGAGGGAUUAUAAAAAGAUCAUGAAAAUGAAGCAUGAGGAAAAAGAAGCGAAAGCUAGUAUAAAUUUCGACCAUGAGAAGGAAUUCGCAGUCAAGAUCUUCAAAACCACAGUCCUCGUCUUUAGAGACAGGGAGAGGUAUAUUGAAGGAGAGCACAGGUUCAGAAACUCUAAGUUCAAAAAUAACCCCUUUAAGAUGGUCAAGCAGUGGGCUGAGAAGGAAAUGAGGAAUCUGAAGAGACUCAAAGCAGCUAAUUUGUGCGUCCCUGAGCCUUACCUCCUGAAGAAUAAUAUCAUUGUCAUGGAAUUUAUUGGCAACAAUGGGAAUGCAGCACCUAGACUAAAAGACGCAGGAUUGACGGAGGAAGAAAAUAUUCUAGCAUAUUUUAAUGUCUUAAAACUCAUGAGAAAGAUGUUACAAGAUUGAAAUCUUGUUCAUGGAGAUUUAUCCGAAUACAAUAUGCUCUAUUUUAAAGACCAGCUCUACAUCAUUGAUGUGAGUCAGUCAGUUGAGCUAGACCAUCCGAUGGCUCUAGAUUUCCUCAGAAGAGAUUGUGUAAAUAUAAAUGACUACUUUGAUAAGCAAAAUAUUCAGACUUUGACAACAGAAAAAGCAUUUGACUUUAUCACUGAUACUAAAAUUUCUUCAAAAGAUAUGGACUUCACUCUCAAAGCAAUACUCGAACAGAACGAAGAAGAGAUCAAGAGUAUGACAUUUGAAGAAAGAAGGAAGCGAGAGAUGGAUGAUAAAGUAUUCCAGCAGAUGUACAUACCUCGAAAUCUCCAGUUGAUGUCAUUUGAAGAUAUAGAUAAGCUAAAUCAAAACCAAGCUCCUGAUGUCUUCAUCGGUAAAACAGGAGACUCCUCUGCGCCCAUAGUAACAAGGGAAUUCCAAGGGAUCGGUACUAGCCUUAAACAGACUUUACAGGAAGAAGCAGAGGGCGAAGAAACCGAAGAAGCUGAAAGUGAAGGCGAAGGUGAAGAUUGAACAAGACAGGCAAAGAAGAGAAAGUACGACCCCUUCGAAGGAAUGAGCAAGAAGGAGAGAAAACAGAAGGUUAAGGAGGACAAGAGGGAAAAGAGGAAGACAAAGGUACCCAAGUAUGUCAAGAAGAAAAUGACCAAAAAGGGAGGAAAUCGUAAAUAA
Moneuplotes crassus is the source of this 1658-nucleotide messenger RNA. Lineage: Eukaryota; Ciliophora; Spirotrichea; Euplotida; Euplotidae. The record is from the annotation of a GenBank genome assembly.